AUGGUCCAAACACCCCAGCAACGUCGCCGUAACGCCCAGUUCGCCAAGGAGCAAGAAGCUCGCAUGGGCAAGGCUCCCGAGGAGCUUAAGAAGCGCACCAAGGAGGUCGCUAAGUCGCCUAUCUCCCCCGUCUGGGUUGCCAUUCUCGGCUUCGCUAUCUUCGGCAGUCUAAUCUUCGAGCUCAUCUCCCGAUUCUUCCGGUAA
Scedosporium apiospermum is the source of this 204-nucleotide messenger RNA. RefSeq lists its product as uncharacterized. NCBI's taxonomy places the organism in Eukaryota, Fungi, Ascomycota, Sordariomycetes, Microascales, Microascaceae. Gene Ontology annotation, cellular component: endoplasmic reticulum. The record is from RefSeq and is a predicted model, not a curated record. The coding region runs from base 1 to 204 and encodes 67 amino acids. The transcript has 3 exons.